UUAUUUUGGCAAACAGAAGAACGCGUUGACUGUAAACUCCACGAGGGAGGAGUCUUCCGUCGUAGCUUCAGGAUACUUUUCCUGGUUUUUCUUCUCCUGGUUUUUCUUUUCAGUUUCUUUUCCUGGUUUUUCUUCUCCUGGAAACUUAAGCAUCAGCAUUUCCUUACAAAUCUGAUACAAGAUGUCGGCAAUUUAUGACAACUGGGAGAGGUUGGUGGCUGCUGUGCUGCGCCGAGAGCAGCUCUGGCAAAUCUGCCAUGACCAUUCGAGAACCCCAAGCCUCCGAUCAUCGGUAUCCUCAGAUUUCAGUUCAAGUUUCAGCUUAGCUUCUCCACUUUCCAGUGGAUUCUUCUACCGAGAAGAUGGAACUUUUAUGUUCGAUAUGUAUCGACCUCUCCAAAUUUCAGCCAAUAUCAAAGCUAGCGUAAGAAAAGAGAUGGCUAAAGAAGAAUCGGGCCAGCUAGUAAUUUUCAAGGGCUCCCCUUUUGCAUUUGGGCUCGAUGAAUUGUUAAUAGCUCCUUCCGUCGCUCUUGGAGACACAAUAGACUCGUUUGGAAAUGCGUACCUUGUGAGGUUAAGAGAAGAUUUUGUGUUUGUGGUGAAGAGAAUUAGCAGAGAGAAUUGGGCACAUGAUAUGUUCGAGAAGAAGAUAAAGCUUUGUGCCGGUAUCGAGCAUGAGAAUAUAGUUAAGAUGAUGGGAUACUACAUAAAUGAAGAUGAAUGCCUCGAAAUUCUUGAAUACUUUCCUCAAGGAAGCCUGGAAACAAUGUUACAUGGCAAGAAUCGCGUUCACUUAGACUGGGGAACCCGUCUCAGAAUCGCAAUUGGUGCAGCAAAGGGUCUUGCGCAUAUCCACGGACAAAGGAUUGGGAAGGUUGUACAUGGAAACAUAAAGGCUUCAAACAUUUUCCUCGACUCAGAACAAUACGGCUGCAUCUCUGAUAUCAGCGUUGUCACUUUUACAUUUUCGAAGUACUGUGCUCCGGAGACCUCGGCAAAAGAGGAGAUGAUAACCCAGGCCUCUGACGUCUACAGCUUUGGGGUUCUGCUGAUUGAACUUCUAACUGGAAGGUCCCCUUUGCGUUUCAUCGGCAGGCCUCUAACGUUUGCUGAUUGGGCUCUUUAUAAUGCUCGUGACGGAUGGACUUCUUUGGCGUUUGAUAAAAAGCUUCUGAAGAAUCCUGUUGUGAAGCAAGGGAUGUGGGAGAUGCUGGCCGUAGCCUUAUCUUGUGUGGAAAAUAAACCAGAAGACAGACCAACCAUGGAACAAGUAGUGGAUAUGUUGGACAAGAAUGAAUGUAAGUAAUGUAUUUUGUCUGGAAAUUUUCUGAUGUAGGUAUUAGUGUCAGCUGUGGCAAUUAUUUAUUGUAAGGAAGAAAUUUACAGUGAUAUUUACACAUAGAUGUAUAAAAGAGAAGGCUGAAAACUUCAUGGUUUUAUUCAAGUAUUGACAGGAUCAGUGAAGCCGGGCUUUCGGCUAUCAGUAAACCGAAACAUAUCCCAUUAGAAAGCACAUGAUCAGCCCACUUUUGUUUGGCCAACUGAGACUAUUUCUGUAUGCAAUGAUUUUCUCAAUUUUUGGACCAUUGAAAUUGGAUCGAAAUCCCCAACUAAUGUAAACUUUUUCUG
Messenger RNA from Sesamum indicum (sesame), 1629 nucleotides. Lineage: Eukaryota; Viridiplantae; Streptophyta; Magnoliopsida; Lamiales; Pedaliaceae. The record is from RefSeq and is a predicted model, not a curated record.